UGAGACAUGGUCCGCGUCGGCCACCGUAGUGCAGUGACAACAAGGCAAAGCACUUUGGUCGGACUCCGCCUGUGGCUAAGCUGUUAGCUCAUAAGUAGCUUUCUAGUUUGUUGUGGAUGCGGACAGUCGGGCUGCGAUAGACAGUUGACUGGAGUCAGAUCGUCUGUCCAGGUCUUGAAACUUGUAAUCAGAGGAAGAUGAGGCUGAAGGAGAUUCCAGAGGACUGCCCACCAGGCGUGGAGUCCUGCAGGACACCAUCCUAUCUACCUGGCCUUAGGAACAUCAGCACAACAGCUGGAUGCCUCCUUCAACACCACAGCUGCCCUGGAAAUAUUUGAGAUGGAUUUUUCUGACCCCUCUCUGGACAUGCAGUUAAAAGGGUCAUUACCCACCUCAAACAGGUUGCACAGUAUUGUAUGGGUGAACUUCGGAAUGGGAGCAGAUGGUACUGGAGGGAGAUUGGUCGGUGGCAGUGAAAAUGGCACAUUGACUGUAUAUAACCCAGAGGACAUAAUGAACUCUGGAGCAGAGGCAGUCGUGGGACAGUCUGACAAACACACGGGACCCGUUAGAGCUCUCGAUUUCAACCCUUUUCAGAAUAAUCUUCUUGCAUCAGGAGCAAAUGAUUCAGAGAUAUACAUCUGGGAUUUAAACAACUUCAGCAGUCCAAUGACACCAGGAGCAAAGACACAGCCUGCUGAAGACAUCAGUGUUGUGUCCUGGAACAGGCAGGUUCAGCACAUCCUGGCUUCUGCCAACCCCAGCGGGAAAGCAGUUGUGUGGGACCUGAGAAAGAACGAACCGAUCAUCAAGAUCAGUGACCACAGCAACAGGAUGCACUGCUCAGGAAUGCUCUGGCACCCAGAGGUGGCCACUCAAUUGGUAUUGGCCUCUGAAGAUGAUCGGCUGCCAGUCAUCCAGAUGUGGGACCUCCGUUUUGCCACAUCACCCCUUAAAGUCCUUGAGAACCACACAAGGGGAAUUCUGUCCAUAUCCUGGAGCCAAGCUGACUCUGAGCUCCUGCUGAGCAGUGCUAAAGACAACCGAAUCCUCUGCUGGAAUCCAAACACUGGAGAGGUCAUUUAUGAACUUCCCACGACGAACCAGUGGUGUUUUGAUGUUCAGUGGUGCCCCAGGAAUCCAGCCCUGCUUUCAGCAGCAUCGUUUGAUGGGAGAAUCACUGUCUACUCUGUGAUGGGAGGCAGCUUGAAGGCUCAGCAGCAAAGCACAGCUGAUAAGAUAUCCUCGUCAUUUGAUACAAUGGAUCCCUUUGGUACAGGGCAGGUGCUGCCUCCCCUUCAAGUUCCUCAGCCUGCAGCGCAGGACACCAUAGUACCCCCUCUGAAGAAGCCACCCAAGUGGGUGCGCAGGCCAGUGGGGGCCUCCUUUGCUUUUGGUGGAAAGCUGAUAACCUUUGAGAAUCCCAAGCUGCCUCCAGCGCAGAGCCCCCAACCCAUCCCCAGACAAGUGUUUGUGAGCCAGGUUACCACGGAGACCGAGUUCCUCCAGCGCUCCAGGGAGCUGCAGGCGGCGCUGCAGUCGGGUUCCUUCAACAACUACUGCCAGGCCAAGAUUCAGAACGCCAAAUCAGACGCUGAGCAAGACAUAUGGAAGUUCCUUCUGGUUAAUUUUGAGGAUGAAGCUCGCAUUAAGUUCCUCAGACUUCUGGGGUUCAGCAAAGAUGAGCUGGAGAAAAAGAUUUCAAAAUGCCUGGGGAAGAAUUUUCAGCCCAACGGACAUGGAGUAGAUGCCAAAGAUCUGGCAGAAAAGAUGCAGCGGCUUUCCACUGAGAGGUCUGAUGAAGCCGCUGCAGUAGGUGAUGCCAGAACAUCAGGCUCUGUUUCCCCAGCAGACUUUUUCAGUCAGACCCCGAAGGAAAACUCCAACUUCCAGAUCCCUGUAUCAUGUGACACAGACGGGUUGAUAAGCCAGGCACUGCUGGUUGGUAAUUUUGAGGGAGCUGUGGACCUGUGUCUGAAUGACGGCCGUUACGCUGAAGCCAUCCUCCUGGCUAUCAGCGGGGGAGAGGAGCUGCUCAAGAAAACUCAGCAAAAAUACCUAAGCAAGCAAAAGAACAGCAUUUCAAUGCUUAUAUCAUCAGUGGUGACCCAAAACUGGAGAGACAUAGUGCAAAGCUGUGAAUUGGACAACUGGAAGGAGGCUCUGGCUGCUCUUCUGACCUAUGCACACCCUGAAGACUUUGCCCGUCUCUGCGAUACGCUGGGAGGCCGGCUGGAGCGCGAGGGGACGGAGAAACGCUGCCUGCAGGCCUGUCUGUGUUACAUCUGCUCUGGGAACGUUGAGAAGCUGGUGGAGUGCUGGGCCUUGCAUAGAGACUGUUCCUCCCCUCUUGGUCUAGAGGAUCUGGUUGAGAAAGUAAUGAUGCUGCGCAAGUCGAUUGAACGCCUCCGCAACAGCGAGGUGGCAGUCCAGAGCCCCAUCCUGGCCGAGAAGCUCACCUGCUACGCCGGCAUUCUUGCUGCAGAGGGCAGUCUGUCCACUGCCAUGACCUAUUUGCCCGAGAACUCAGACCAACCUGGAAUCAUGAUGCUGAGAGACAGGCUGUUCCACGCUCAGGAAGAGGCUGCCAUUGGACAGCAGCCUCCAAAUUCCUUCAACAGAGUCAGUGUGUCGACAGCCAAGCCUGCUCCUGCUGCUCAGGCUCCUGCACCAAAAGCACAAAUUAUGAGCCAGUACCAGCCCUCUGCCCCUUCCCAGGUGGCUGCACAACCUGCACAGCCUCCUAUUCCAUCGGUUUUUACUCCACAAGCUGCUCCAACCAACACUGGGCCUGGUCUGCCACCCUCUUCUCAUGUACUGCCACCCAGUGUGACCCGCCCUGCUAUGAGGCCUUCCUAUCCGCAAUAUCCUGCUCCGGCUCCAGGUUUCCUUCCUCAUCAGCCAUUCCAGCCUCAGCCUAUGUCCAUGGGUGGGCCCUCAGCCUUCCCUCCUCCAGGUCCUUCUAUGCCAGCAGCUAACUUAUCAGGACCUCCGCUGCCGCCUUCGUCAUCGACCCCCGGAGGUCUGCCCCCCAUGCCCAGCCCCGGGGUGCCACCGACAGGCUUCAUGCCAUCUACCUCUGUACCCUCAGGCCUCAUGCCUCCCAGCUCCCAGCCCGGAGCCCCAGUUCCCAUGUACCCAGGGGGCCUACACAAUCAAGGGCCCGCACCCCCGAUGGCAUCUGGUCCCUACACUCCUCUCGGAUCAGGGUACCCACAGGGAGGCCCCGGGGCUCCUGCUGUAAAGCCCUUCCCAGCCCCUGCUGUCGCCCCCCCCCCUACAGGAUAUUUUCCCUGGCUGAAUUCCCAGUGUGACCAUCAAGGACCUCAAGAAGGCUGGAAUGACCCACCAGCUGUGCGAGGUGGACCCAGGAAGAAGAAGGUCCCUGAUAACUACACUCCACCAGCCCCCAUCACAGCCCCUGUGAUGGGAUUCCCAGUGGAGGCCCCUCAGCCUCACGAUCACGCCCAGGUCCCCCCUGGAGCUCCCCAGGAGCCCAGUGUGCAGCUCCUCCAGCAGCUGCCAGCAGAGAGGGUGGAGCAGAAAGAAAUCCCAGCUGAACACAUGGUCCUCAAAUCCACCUUUGACAGCCUGGUGCAGCGCUGCCAGCUAGCAGCGGGAGACCCCCAAACAAAAAGGAAACUUGAUGAUGCAGCCAAACGCUUGGGAUACCUGUAUGAUAAGCUGAGGGAGCAGUCGCUGUCUCACAACAUCCUGAACGGGCUCCACGAGAUCAGCCGCUGCGUGGCGAGCCAAAACUACCAGCGUGGUCUGGAGGUCCACACCCAGGUGGUCAGCAGCAGCAACUUCAGCGAGAUAUCCGCCUUCAUGCCCAUCCUCAAAGUGGUCAUGACCAUCGCCAACAAGCUGGGUGUCUAAACCACCCCCUCCUCCUCCCCUCCUGGGAACUCCACCAACCAGACUUCAGUGUUAUCAUAUUGUUAUAUAUGUAUUUAUUUCUUUUUGACCUGAUGACGUGCUUUGAUAAUGACAAUAAUUACUGAUAAUAUUGCAGAUUGUGAUCUUCAUCACUCCACACAUGUUCCUUCCACUCAGCUGAU
Messenger RNA from Lates calcarifer (barramundi perch), 4061 nucleotides. RefSeq names its product SEC31 homolog B, COPII coat complex component (gene sec31b). The record is from RefSeq and is a predicted model, not a curated record. Gene Ontology annotation, biological process: COPII-coated vesicle cargo loading; intracellular protein transport; endoplasmic reticulum organization. Gene Ontology annotation, molecular function: structural molecule activity; protein binding. Gene Ontology annotation, cellular component: COPII vesicle coat; endoplasmic reticulum exit site. Lineage: Eukaryota; Metazoa; Chordata; Actinopteri; Centropomidae.